AUGUAUAACGUUUAUCGUAACAAAGUUAGAAAACUAUGUAAAUCUGCUCGUCAGUCCUACUACGAUAAGAAAAUCCUUAAUACCAGUGAAUCUAACCCAAAAAAAUGGUACGAUAACAUCAAGUCUAUUUCUGAUCUAUCUAAAUCGGAACCUUUUUCGAGCAUCUUCCAUGAUG
Messenger RNA from Paramuricea clavata, 175 nucleotides. The record is from the annotation of a GenBank genome assembly. NCBI's taxonomy places the organism in Eukaryota, Metazoa, Cnidaria, Anthozoa, Malacalcyonacea, Plexauridae.